GGUCACUUCCGCUGUUGUGUGUUGGAGGCUUCGGCCCAGAACCUGGUCCCGCCGGCCCAGACUGUCCAGGAGCCAGACCCCGGUCCCGCGGAUCCGUCACAUGCACCGCACGGGAACCCGCUCCUCCACCGAAUUGCGCGGCGCCUCCAUGGAGCUCCCCGGGCCAGCGGGUCGGGACGACGGGGGCUUCCCGGAGCUGGAGGCCGACGAGGAGCUGCUGUGCUCGGUGAGCGACAUCACGGAGCUGCUGGGCCGGAACAUCAGCGCGGUGCUGGACUCGGCGCUGGCCGAGGUCCGCAAGAUGGUCAGCAUGCGCAUCCGCGUCCUCAAGAUGGAGCUGAGGGAGAAGACUCACGAGAUCGAGGCGCUCAAAGCCCGGCUGGACCCGGGGGAGGUCCGGAAACACGAGUCCGGUCCCGGGUUUCCCGGGUCCGGGUCCAGAGCCAACCCGAACCCGAACGUGAACGUGAAGAAGGAGAACAUCGACGCCAUCUGCGACUACCUGAUGAAGGACAAGAACGCGCAGGCGCAGCCGCUCAGCCCGUGGCCGGACCCCGGGCCCCCGGAGCCCGGGGUGGGAGACCCCGGGGUGCCGGGGCCCCCCGGGGUCUCCCACCCAGGGGUCUCCCACCCAGGGGUGCAGGGGCCCGGCCCCGCCGCCGGGGACGCGGACGAGCUGUUCUGCAUGCUGCCGUCCGGCAGCAGCAAGCGCCUGUACGACUACGAGUGGAUCGCCCCCAUGGACUACUGCUCCGACCUGCGAGUCAUGAAGGAUCCAGCCUGUGAGAACAGCCGGAGCAGUGAGAUGGAGGAGGAUGAUGACGAGGAGGAGGAGGAAGAGGAGGAGGAGGAGGAGGAGGAGUCCAGGACGGACGAGGGAGGACCGGAGCAGAACCAGCCCUCUGAGCUCUGCAUGGACCCCCAAAACUCUGUGGGGGAGGGGGCCAGUCCGCUGCAGAGCAACCCAGACCCAGCCGAGGCAGGACAGCCGUUCACCGGCCACACCUUCAUCUGCUCCCUGUGUGGAACCUUCUGCCCCAACUCCAUGUUCCUGGAGGAGCACAUCAAACUGAUCCACUCAGGCGACCCGGCUCUGAAGGCGCUGCAGUCCACCUCGUCCUCUACUCCGAGCCAGACCGACGCCGGCGACGGUGGGGACUGCGGCCAGGGCAUGGCUCCCGGACUCGGUCAGUCCAUGAAGAAGGAGAUUAAGAUCGAGGGGGGCCACGAGUGCGCCGACUGCGGCCGCCACUUCAACUACCUGGGUAACCUGCGGCAGCACCAGCGCAUCCACACCGGAGAGAAGCCCUUCAUGUGUCCGGAGUGCGGCGAGCGCUUCCGCCACGCUGCCCGCUUGAAGAGCCACAGGCUGGUCCACAGCGGUGCCCAGAGCCCCUUCCCCUGCCCGCAGUGCGGGAAGGGCUUCUCCGUGCUCUCCGGACUCAAGCGGCACCAGCGGGUGCACACGGGCGAGAGCCCCUACGCCUGCCCUCAGUGCGGCCGGCGCUUCAAGGAGCUGGGAAAUCUGUACACCCACCAGAGGAUCCACAGCGGCGCCACGCCUUACUGCUGCCAGCAGUGCGGACGCAGCUUCCGGCACCUGGGCACCUUCAAGAGCCACCGCUGCACCCCGCCGCAGUAACCCCACAAACCCUCACUCUGCCGGCGGGCGCCGGCGGCGUCGUUCUGCAGCCGCCUGAGGAUUCUGCAGGAAGAGCAGGGCCGGUGGUCCUGAUGCGUCUCAGAUAAACUCUUCCUCAGCUUUUCCGCUGAGCCUCAGAGGUCAUUUACAUCCUCCAACACGGGUCGUUCACAUGGACAACCCUUCUCCAACCCGACUAACCUGAAAGAUCCAUGUGAACAGACACCUUAAUCCCAACACGCUUGGACUCAAAGUACAUGAUCCCACUCAGAGUGGCACGGAAAUGUCUUCAGGACCUCAAUCGUGGGCAGAUGUCGUGAUCAGGAGUCUUGAAGUUUUUGUUGUGUUCAGACCACAUGACUCAUUUGCAGCGGUAGGCUGGUCUUAGAUCCGGUUUAACGUGGUACUACCCAAACCACGCCACUUAGAGUUUUUAUCCGGAGCUGAGCUGGUUUAGUUGUUCUGCAGUGAAACUGGCUGGAAACCAGACAGACGCUUCAAUUUCGAUGCGAACCGUCGGGUCGGCGCCGAUGACAUGAAACCAGUCACGACAUGACAGGACGUCUAACAGGCUCGAGGGCGACUAAAACCGCUGCACGAAGAAGACAAAGGUCACCGCAGGAACCGUAACUAUCAGGAUAAAAGCACCAUAAGGGUUAAGAGCCACGCCUCAUUUUUCAUUUCCACCUUAAGUGUACCCACCACCCAAAUGUUGCUCACUGCUCAAUAAAAACGCAGCUUGAAUGAGGUUCCUUUAACCAUUUGUUGUCUGGUGGCGGGUUUCUGUAAGUGAGGGUCCAGACUAGGUUCUCUGGGUCUCAGCCGUUUGGGGGUGAAGGCCGGUCCCUGACUUGGUGUUGGGUGCUCUUUAGGUACGAGAUUACGUCCACCUGUCGAUGUUCCCUUGGAGUUGGAGUCUCCUUGGUACCAUCGCAGAGUAAUCCGAGUAAACGCAGCUCACUUCCUUUUACUUAUUUUUCUCAUAUCGUGUAGCACGAAAGAUGCACGCAGUAUUCCUCUUCUUCUUCUGCUGCUACUCUGCUGUUGUGAUGCCGUGAUUAUUAUUCCUGCUUCAGCAGUCUCCUCUAUUCCAGAAGAGGGAGUCCCGGGAAGUCAAUAGCUAGGCUAACUGUGCUUUGCAUAUAUAUAUGUUGGAAUAACAUUGAUACAGAACCACGUUAGCUUGUCCUAAUAGCUCGAUUCAGAACCAGGUUAUCUUGUCCUAAUAGCUCGAUUCAGAACCACGUUAUCUGGCUCUAAUAGCUUGAUUUCAAGAAGUCCAGUUUGGUUCGACUACAUCACGACUAAGGUGUACACAUGGCUUUUAAAACUAUCAGUCGGACUAAGGUAAUAAUUGGACUUUCUGUUGUCUUCCUUGAUUGGCCGCUAAGCGAGGAGUGAAAGUGGUGCAUUACUGCCCCCCGGUGGUGGAGAGGUGGUGGUUCUGCUCAGUCAGUGAAUCCUACCCGGGUCCAACACUGACGGAGAAGGUCAGCUCCGUCACAUUUCCAGCCAGCUGGGUUUUAUCCUGGACUGGCCGUGUCAUUCUGUCUCCACCAGUUACAAAACAGUGAUCUCUGACGGUAACCACGGUAACCACUCAUGGCAGAAGCCCUGUCCGUAUGAAUUUGAGUCCCGGAGUUGAUCUUCAGUCAGGUCCUUGGGUUUUCUCUGUCUAUGUUGAGCCAGUGUCAUCACGCACCGGCUCAACUAGUGCGCAGCCGCCACUGAGGAUGAUGGGUAAACAUUUUCCUGAAAUUGGGGCGUGGCUCAGGUGACUUCCUGAAACUCUCACAGAUCUGGUACGAGGUUCCUGACUGCUACCAGUUCAAUGUGGAGAUGGUCGGUGUUGGUAAUGUAGGACAACCAUCAGAAACUCUACAAGUCUGGUUUUAAUACGGUGAAGUGAGAAUUGAAGACUGGCACAUGAUUUAAAAAAAGAGAAAGAACCGCAGGCUGGACACGUGAACAGAUCGGUUGUGGACGUGGGAACGCGAUGGGUACUCAGAGAACAUGUGGAUCACAGCAUUUCAAACAACUACGAUGUUACAAAUUAUAAAUCAGUUAUUCUGUAUGUUUUUCUGUACGAUGGUUAAAAACAAACCUGUUAAAACAUUACAAUAACAUUCCAGAUGUGUGUUGUAAUUGUUCAGUUCACUGAUGAAGGCCACUGGAAGUUUGCCAAGUGAGUUGGAACACUUACAAACCUGUAAAAGUUAAAACGUUGACCGCAGACAAUCUGGUUUCUAAUAAACGUCAUGUGGUGAACAAAUGUCCUCGCUGAUCGUCUGUAUGACGGCCCAACUUUGGCUUCCAGGCGUCACAACGCCACAGACGACGCCACGGCGUUGGAGGUGACGAACGAUGACGCAGUAAUCCCACUUUGAGGGUUUUAGAUGGGCGAAAGCUGCUGAACGACAUCCAUACGGUGACUGAGGGUGGUGGUUUUGGCAGCUGCGCCCUCCGCUGGAGAAGACGGCAACAACCGCGGGUUCAUGUUGGACUUCAUGUUUGAAUAAAAUAAAAUCAAACUUUAUUUAUAUAGCACUUUUCAUACAAAAGUAAUGCAAAGUGCUUUACAUCAUAAAAUCAACAUUUAACAUAGAAAAAC
Cololabis saira (Pacific saury) is the source of this 4253-nucleotide messenger RNA. RefSeq names its product zinc finger protein 16 like (gene znf16l). NCBI's taxonomy places the organism in Eukaryota, Metazoa, Chordata, Actinopteri, Beloniformes, Belonidae. The record is from RefSeq and is a predicted model, not a curated record. The coding region runs from base 101 to 1642 and encodes 513 amino acids. The transcript has 3 exons. Gene Ontology annotation, molecular function: RNA polymerase II cis-regulatory region sequence-specific DNA binding; DNA-binding transcription factor activity, RNA polymerase II-specific. Gene Ontology annotation, biological process: regulation of transcription by RNA polymerase II.